Alternaria incomplexa is the source of this 1761-nucleotide messenger RNA. RefSeq lists its product as uncharacterized. Bases 1 to 1761 code for a protein of 586 amino acids. Gene Ontology annotation, molecular function: amidophosphoribosyltransferase activity. The transcript is spliced from 3 exons. Gene Ontology annotation, cellular component: cytoplasm. Gene Ontology annotation, biological process: purine nucleobase biosynthetic process; purine nucleotide biosynthetic process. NCBI's taxonomy places the organism in Eukaryota, Fungi, Ascomycota, Dothideomycetes, Pleosporales, Pleosporaceae. The record is from RefSeq and is a predicted model, not a curated record.
AUGUGCGGUAUCAUUGCUGUGAUCCACGGCGAUCCCAAGUCGCAAUCGGCUUCGGUCGAGGUGCACGAUGCUCUCUACCUCCUCCAACAUCGCGGCCAAGAUGCUGCCGGAAUAGUCAGUUGCAGUGCCGGUGGUCGCUUCCACCAGUGCAAGGGCAACGGUAUGGCGUCGCGCGUCUUCCAGGAUGGCGCCCGCGUGUCCGACCUCCCCGGCUUCAUGGGCCUCGGCCACCUGCGAUACCCUACCGCCGGCAGCAGCGCGAACGCGGAGGCUCAGCCCUUCUACGUCAACAGCCCCUACGGUAUCUGCAUGACCCACAAUGGCAACCUCAUCAACGCGCCGGCACUGCGCCAGCGACUCGAUCACGAGGCCCACAGGCACAUCAACACCGAGAGCGAUAGUGAGCUCAUGCUCAACAUCUUCGCCGACGAGCUCAACGAGACGGGCAAGGCGCGUAUCAACGCCGACGACUGCUUUGCGGCGCUGGAGAGGAUGUACAAGCUCUGCACUGGCGGAUGGGCCUGCACGGCCAUGCUUGCGGGAUUCGGCCUCAUCGGUUUCCGCGACCCGUACGGUAUUCGACCCAUGGUGCUCGGCUCUCGCAAGUCGCAGGACGGCAAGAGCAUGGACUAUAUGAUGGCCUCGGAGAGCGUUGCGCUGGUCCAGUGCGGCUACAAGGACUUCUUCGAUAUCCUCCCCGGCCAAGCUGUCAUCAUCGAGAAGGGCAAGGAACCCGUCUUCAGGCAAGUCGCCAAGCAAGAAGCGUAUACCCCGGAUAUCUUCGAAUACGUCUACUUCGCGCGACCUGACUCUGUCAUUGACGGCAUCGACGUAGAUGAGAGCCGACGCAACAUGGGCUUCACUCUCGCCGAGACCAUCAAGAAGCAGCUUGGUCCCAAGACCAUGGCUGAGAUCGACGUGGUUAUGCCGAUUCCUGAGACUUCGAUUACUUCUGCGUUGUGCGUUGCUGAGGCUCUCGAAAAGCCAUACGUACAAGGUUUCGUCAAGAACCGCUACAUCUUCCGCACAUUCAUCAUGCCAUCGCAACAACUACGACAGAAGGGCGUCCGGGCCAAGCUGAAUCCUAUGAAGAAGAAGUUCGAAGGCAAGAACGUGCUGCUGGUGGACGACUCCAUCGUUCGCGGUACUACGUCGCGUGAGAUUGUCCUGAUGGCGCGAGAAGCGGGGGCCAAGAAGGUCUACUUUACCUCGUGUGCACCGCCAAUCACCAAUGCCCAUAUCUACGGUAUCGAUUUGGCCUCUUCCUCGGAACUGAUUGCCCACCACCGCGACUCAGCAGCCAUUGCUAAGCACAUUGGCGCGGAUGAUGUCGUUUACCAGAACCUCGAGGAUCUACAGAGCGCUUGCGCACGCCUCUCUCCUCGUGAUCCUGCGACGCAAAAGUUCGAGGUUGGUGUCUUCUGCGGAAAAUAUGUCACACCCGUCGAUGCUGGCUAUUUCGAGCACCUCGAGAGAAUACGCGGAGAGAGCCGCAAACAAAAGGUCAUGGAGAAGGCACGAGAGGCUGUCGUACAUGGUACGGCCAAUCCUCAACAGGUGCGCAUGGCUGCCAAAGGCGUUGAGGUCGACCAACACGGCAACGUCAUCCCAUCGGAUGGCAAUGGGCAACCCGAUUGGCACCCAGCCAACGGUGUCAGCCAGACAUCCACGAGUGAUGCCCUCGCUAACGGUAACGGGGAAGAGCGACGCGUUACCAGCAGCCAGGACAUCAGCUUACACAACAUGCACGAUUACAACUGA